Molecule: messenger RNA, 3334 nt
Organism: Erpetoichthys calabaricus (reedfish)
Lineage: Eukaryota; Metazoa; Chordata; Cladistia; Polypteriformes; Polypteridae
Product: myocardin-related transcription factor A
Exons: 14
Coding region: 268-2925 (885 amino acids)
Biological process (GO): smooth muscle cell differentiation
Source: RefSeq, a predicted model, not a curated record
GACUGCUGCCGUCAACAAGUAAGUAGCACGGCAGCAUUGGGCGGCCGUCCCUGCUGGAGACACUCUUCCGUGGACCAGAUCAGUGACAAGGCACCCCCCAUCUCCCCUCCGAAGAGCAGCCAGACGGCGCGGACCGCAGCCCACGCAGCACUCCCGAUUCCGCCACCUCCAUUUCAGGCGAGAAAAGAGAGAGCGAUUGACCCAUUGCUGCCAGGCACGCCAUCUCUUCUGCAGGAUCAUCCACAAAGUGAGAGCCUCACCAGCACCAUGACGCUCCUGGCCUCUGAGAGAUCCAUCCUCAUCCGGAACAAGUUCCGUUCGGUCCUACAGCUCCGGAUGCAGCACCGCCAACAGCAGGGCGAGCCGGUAACCGACCCAGCCCUGAUGAAAACAAACUCGGGCUUCACUGGCGAGCGAGAUGGAGAGAAAGGCCGGACGGAUGACCUCCUCCGACAUAAGGUGGCGCAGAGACUGCCUCAGCCUGACAAUACACAUAAGGCCCCAGCAGAUGACCAUGGGGAGCUGAGACAGAAGAAAGCCAGGCUCGCCGAAGACCUCAGUGAAAAAAUUUUGAAAAGGCCAGGCCCCCUGGAGCUUGUGCAGAAGAACAUCCUACCCCUGGGAAGCACCGAGCUCAGCGAAGCUGUCACAGCUCGGAUUCAGCUGCCCCAACUGUCCACCGAGAGCUUUGAUGAUGAAAUCAGCAGCUCUCCUGCUUCAUCUCCCGAGCAGCCGCUGGGCUUUGCGUCUUCUCCGGAUCAAAGUGCUGACCAGCCAAUGAGAUCCAUCUCUCCAGUGUCCACUUCCUCCAGUGCAACUUCACCCACUUUUCAGUGCAGUUUAACCUUAUUGCCGCUAACGGAAAUCAGCAGCCAACCAAUCCCAAUGAGCGUGGCAGAAGCGGACCCCAUAGCAACGCCAGGGAUGACCGGUGGCAUCUUUCUGCCUGUACAGCCUGUGCCUCUUCUUUCCAAGGUCAAGCCACCUCGGCCCAAGAAACCAAAGGAGUCCAAGCCAAAGGUACGGCGGUUAAAGUAUCAUCAGUAUGUCCCCCCUGAUCAGAAGAGCUCCAGCGAAGCUGGCAAUGCCUCUGGAAACUCUCAAACAGCCACCACACUGGUUAUGGACCCAGCCUACUCACGCCUUCUCCAGCAGCAACAGGUCUUCCUUCAGCUACAGAUCCUCCAACAACAGCAGCAAGGGAGCACCACGCAACAGCUUUGUGUGCAGGGCAUUGGCAACAGUGGGGAUCAAGUUCUUGGCUUCACAGGUUCUUCUUCCACCGUCAGCCCUCCAUCUGUGAAAGUGAAGCCAAAAUGCUCUGCAAGCCCCCCAGGCUCCACCCACAAGCCAGAGCUCCUUCCUUCUAACCUGGAUGACCUUACGGUUUCAGAGCUACGGCAGCAGUUAAGGAAACGUGGCCUCCCUGUGUCCGGCACCAAACCCGCUCUGCUUGAGCGGCUGAAACCCUAUCAGAUCCAGUGGCCUUGUGCUCCUCCAGCUCCCCUGCGGGGUGCACCCAUUUUGGUGCCAAGUGCAACACUGACUUCUCCCAUUGACUCCACACAGUCUGGAGUGAGCACCUUCAUCACCCCGGCUGAUGGCUCCACACCUGUUAACAGCACUUUCCUCGUCAAGACCAACUUGAAGGCCACUGGAGGGCAAUUUUCAGCCCCGUCUGGAACAGCGGUGACCUCUGCUUUUCUAAACCAGGAGAAUCCUUUUCCAGCAGGUGGUGCCACUGUGUUUGUAAAGCCAGAGGGUGGAUUCCUGUCUAGCAGCUCCAGCACACCUCUUGGUGGCCAAUUCCUUGGACACACCGACAGGGGUCCAUUCUUGACCCCUGCCAGUGACACUGGGCAGUCUGCCACUCCCACAGCCACCGCCCCAGAGAGCUCAUCUAGAGAGGAAGUGCGGAUAGCUCAGGAGAGAAAGCUCCCUGAGUGCAACGUGCCCUCUUGGGACAUUCCAGUGGACUGGAGGCGGGCAGAGGACAUGCGAGUGGAGAUGGAGAUGCAGCAGCGGCUGAAAAACCGACAUCGGGAGCGUGGGGCCUCACUCGGACCCUCUCAGCACAGGCUGCCUGCCACGGCCACUGGUGCUACUCAGCACAUUCAGCUGGAGUUCCAGCCGGGAGAUGGUGAGAAGAGCCCUCAGGAUUCACCAGUGCUUCCUGUCCCACCAACGAGCUGUGCUUUCUCUCCGCCAGUCUCUCCUCCUCUUGCCCUUCAGACCACCGAGUCUGGACUUCAUCCUUUCCUGCAGCGUGACAGUAGCAGUGGUGUCGGAGGGAAUUGUGCCCCCGCCGGAGAGCAACAGACUGAACAUUACACCACUCAGGUGUUCUGUUCCCAGCCCUGUGAACCAAUUGGACAAGAUUUCGAAUUACCUAUGGAGAUCACGGCUAGCCCACCACAGCCACUCCCGGCAGCACGCACAUUGGAGGAGGAGCUGCAGGAAGCCAUCCAAAGAGUGCAGAUGGCACCCAGCCAGUCGAUUGAUGACAUUUUGGAUGAGCCCCUUAGUUGCUCAGACUCAUCGCUGGCAGAACAUGAGGCCUCGCAGCUCAUCACUGUGCCCCUUCUUGCACACUCACCUCCACCUCCACCGUCUCAGCCCGCACUUCACGAGGAUGCCAAUUUUCUUACAGAGCCUCUCUGCCCUUCUUUGUCCUUGGAACUGCCUGACUCUCCCCCACCUCCUAUGGUCUCCCCACCCAGUGCCUCUUCAGUGAUGGACAUCUUAUCCUCCCACAAGGGCUGCCAAGAAGCAAUGACCUUUGACCCAGCAGACUGGCUAGAAGCUCUGACUUUUGGCCUUCGACCGAACAGUCCACCAGUGCCACCUUUUGUCAGCACAGACUUUGGCCUGGAUUCGGACAUUAGCACAAUGAGGGUAUUAGAUCUCAUUAUUGAGCAGUGGUGAUUCAGAGAGCAGAGGGCAGGGGUCAUUGUAUAUAUUGUUGUGUAUUUAGGCAGAACCCCUCACUGAGGGUCUUUGUCAUGAGUCAGAGUCUCAGUCGCUCCUUCACCCUGCCAAUCUAAUCACCAUUGUGUCAUUAAAGUAGAGUUACAAAACAUGAGGAACUUUGGUACCCACCACCCUACACAUGCCGCCUACUCCCUGCCUGGGCACACUCCCUGUCCACCUGCUGUGUGCUUACAGACACUCAUUGGGACCCAGCAGGAAGUUCUUGGCCCUAUGACAGAAAACACUUGUCAUCCUGACCAUCUAGGGACUCUAUUGCCAGGUACCAACUGCUUGCAGUUUGAACGACUGGCUAUUUAGUCAAUUUAAUUUAAGUGAUUAUUGAGCUGUAAUAAGAUAAGUUAAA